This is a messenger RNA of Mycena indigotica, 1089 nucleotides long. Its product is annotated as KH-domain-containing protein. Gene Ontology annotation, molecular function: RNA binding. The coding region runs from base 1 to 1089 and encodes 362 amino acids. The record is from RefSeq and is a predicted model, not a curated record. Lineage: Eukaryota; Fungi; Basidiomycota; Agaricomycetes; Agaricales; Mycenaceae. The transcript has 7 exons. Gene Ontology annotation, cellular component: nucleus.
AUGUCAUCAAAACGCAAAUGGGACCAAGCUGCACCAGACUCUGAAGACGGGCCAGAACCUAAAAAGCUUGAGCUCAGUGGGGAAGCUGCAGAGGCCGCAGCCAGAGCUGCUGCUAUUGCCUCCAAAAUCGCUGCGCAAUUCAGCGAACUGGGUGCGGAGGAGGCCUUUUCACAGGACAUAGACAUAAACGAUGUCAGGAAUCGGUAUAUGCUCACCAAGGCUACUACCCAGCAGGAGAUUAAAGAUAAGGCUGGGGGCAACUUGUCGACUAAAGGUAUCUGGUAUCCCGACCGGACGAAAGCUACCGAGAGAGAUCCUCCCUUGUACUUGCACGUCACCGCCAAGUCUGCCGAAAUCCUCAAAAGAACUGUCGAUGUUGUCCAUGAGUAUAUAGCUAUUGACAUGGGCAGUCUGGUUGAAGACAAGAAGAAGGAAAAGCGAAAAUGGCCUGAAGAAAAGCUGCCUGUUGGACUUGAAACCAUCCGUAACUUUAAUAUCAGGGCCAAGGUCGUUGGACCUAGUGGCUCUUUCGUCAAGUACAUCCAGCAAGAAACGCAAACCCGAGUCCAAAUCAAAGGCAUAGGGUCAGGUUUCGUUGAUCAAGAAACAGGCCGAGAAAGCGACGAACCGUUGUAUAUUCACAUAACGGGACCGGAAGAGCAACAAGUUGCGCGAGCAAAGGUGCUGACAGAGGAUUUGCUGUCAGUCGUUCGCAUCGAACACGCUAAAGUUGCUGUGGCUCUUCAGCACGAGCAGAUGGAGCUGCGAAAUGCUCAGAUGCAAUACACUCAUUAUGGUGCAUUGGCAGGGGGUUAUGGCUCUGCGCCAGAUGGGCCCGCACCAGAUCAACCACCCCCUCCCAGUGGGGACCAGUUCGACCCUGUGGCCUUCAAUGCCUACUGGGCUAACUACGGCUACGACACUAAUUCACAAGAGUUCCGAGACUGGGUGACGCAAAACUAUCCUGCGGCUAAAAGUUACUAUGAUAGUCUGGAUGCCCAAGGGAGCAGCGCUCCUGUUCCCCCUUCUCAGCCAGCUCCUCCACCACCCCCUACUGAUGGUCUUCCGCCUCCGCCUCCCCCAGCGUAA